CUGAAUCCUGAAUUCGCCGCAGUCCCAUCUCCUCCUCUCUAUCUCCCCCAUCUCCCGCUCGUCCUCUCUCUCGUCUAGGGUUAGGUCAUCUCGCCAAGGCGCCAUGAUGCAGCAGCCCCCGCAUCAGCAGCCCGGCAUGGCGCCGCCACCGCCCCCGCAGGGCGCGGGCGGGCAGCCGCCGCACUGGGGCGGGAUCCCUCCACCGAUGACGCAGCAGUACGCCGCGCCGCCGCCCCAGCAGCAGGCGCCGCCGCCGCAGAUGUGGAGCCAGCCGCCGCCGCAGGCGUACUACGGGCAGGCGCCGCCUCAGCAACAGUACUACGCCGCGCCGGCGCCGGCGCCGGCCGCCCCCGCGGCAGCGGACGAGGUGAGGACGCUCUGGAUCGGGGACCUGCAGUAUUGGAUGGAUGAGAACUACAUCUACAGCUGCUUCGCGAACGCCGGAGAGGUUCAAUCUGUGAAGCUUAUCCGUGAUAAGUCAUCAGGACAGCUUCAGGGUUAUGGUUUUGUUGAGUUUACAAGCCGUGCAGCCGCUGAGCGAGUUCUUCAAACAUACAAUGGACAGAUGAUGCCAAAUGUUGAGUUGACUUAUCGGCUGAACUGGGCCAGUGCUGGUGAAAAGCGUGAUGAUACCCCAGACUAUACUAUUUUCGUUGGAGAUUUGGCUGCUGAUGUUACGGACUACUUAUUACAAGAGACAUUCAGGGUCCAUUAUCCUUCAGUGAAGGGUGCAAAAGUUGUAACUGACAAAUUGACAAUGCGUUCAAAGGGUUAUGGAUUUGUGAAAUUUGGUGAUCCUACAGAGCAAGCUCGUGCAAUGACUGAAAUGAAUGGAAUGCUUUGUUCAUCCAGGCCUAUGCGUAUUGGUCCUGCAGCAAGUAGAAAAACAACAGGAGUUCAAGAGAGGGUACCAAAUGUUCAAGGAGCUCAGUCUGAGAAUGAUCCUAACAAUACCACUAUAUUUGUUGGUGGCCUUGACCCCAACGUCACUGAAGAUGUCCUGAAACAAGUUUUUGCUCCUUAUGGAGAAGUGGUCCAUGUUAAGAUCCCUGUUGGGAAGAGAUGUGGUUUUGUUCAGUUCGUUACCAGGCCUUCUGCCGAGCAAGCGCUGCUAAUGCUGCAAGGGACCUUGAUUGGUGGACAGAAUGUUCGGCUUUCAUGGGGUCGAAGCCUUUCAAACAAGCAGGCUCAGCCUCAGCAGGAAUCCAGCCAAUGGGGUGCUGGUGCUGGUGCUGGUGGCUACUAUGCUGGCUAUGGACAAGGUUAUGAGGCUUAUGGCGGCGGGUAUGCACAGCCUCAGGAUCCUAACAUGUAUGGUUAUGGUGCUUAUCCUGGUUAUCCCAAUUAUCAACAGCAACCAGCUGCACAGCAGCCACAGCAACAACAGUGAAGCCUGUUUGCUUGGGCAAAUCUUAUGUUGUUGAGAUGCAUUAAAGUUAUUUCAAGGCGCUGUAUUGCAUUCUAGCUCUUCGUUUCAAAAGGCUCCUGAUUUUGAUUGCCUCAGGUCAAGGUUUCGUCUAUUAUGCACUGUGUUAUGGCAAUGAACAGGUUGUGCCCUACUGUGAUUGCUAUGUUCAGACAUUUCUGAAAGACAUCUUUCUUUCAUGCUUCUCCGAUCUACUGUUAUUUAUAUUUACUGGGUAUUGCUAUUUACUGUUAUGUUAUAUAUAUUUCGUACCGUUUGUUUCC
Molecule: messenger RNA, 1689 nt
Organism: Phragmites australis (common reed)
Lineage: Eukaryota; Viridiplantae; Streptophyta; Magnoliopsida; Poales; Poaceae
Product: RNA-binding protein L-like
Exons: 7
Coding region: 104-1390 (428 amino acids)
Cellular component (GO): cytosol
Molecular function (GO): mRNA binding
Source: RefSeq, a predicted model, not a curated record